GAGAGCUACUGAAUCCUUUAAAAUUUAAAAAAUGGAAAUUAAUGAAAACAGGUGAAAUUCGUAAUUUUAGCAUUGCUAUUUUCCUUGGAUCAUAAAUAUUUGCUGUCAUCCUGGAUGUUCUGUAUUUCCCUUAAGGCUCGGACUGGUUUCCCCUUCGUCGAUGCCAUCAUGACCCAGCUGAGGCGGGAGGGCUGGAUCCACCACCUGACCAGACAUGCUGUCGCUUGUUUUCUCACAAGGGGAGACCUGUGGAUCAGCUGGGAAGAAGGGCAGAAGGUGUUUGAGGAGCUUUUAUUGGAUGGCGACUGGGCUCUGAAUGCUGGAAACUGGCAGUGGCUCUCAGCAAGUACCUUCUUCCACCAGUUCUUCAGGGUCUACUCCCCUGUCGUAUUUGGCAAGAAGACGGACAAAAAUGGAGACUACAUCAAAAAGUACCUUCCUCUUAAGAAGUUCCCGGCCCAGUAUAUCUAUGAGCCGUGGAAAGCUCCACGCAGUGUCCAGCAGGCAGCAGGAUGCAUCGUGGGUAAAGACUACCCGCAUCCCAUCACACAGCAUGAAGUGAUCAGCAAGACGAACAUCCAGAGGAUGAAGUUGGCUUAUGCCAAGAGAUCGGCAGACCCCGCUGAAUCACCCAACAAAUCACCCAGCGAAAAACAAGGUGUAAAGCGCAAGGCUCCGUCUGUUUUUGACAUGCUGAAGAAGAAAGAGAGAAGAAAGUAAUGGUGCACAUAUGAAUGCAUAGUAAAAGAGGUUUUGUGUAAUCUAUAGCUCUUCAUUACAAAUCACAGAAUAUAUUAGAGUCUCAUUAAUGUGUGCACACAGUCUAUUAUGUCUUCUUUUUUAUUACACCCUACAUUGGUUAAGAUUUUAGUACUGUUUUUAUUUAAUUUUUUAUAUUGUAUCUACCGGUAUAUAAAUGUGCGUUUUAUGCUUGUAGAAAGUUUCUUGCAUGGAGAUUAACUUAAAAUGUAUAAAAGUUGAUGGUCUCAUCUUGUCGGAAGGCUACAGUUUAUAUUGAGAUGCAGUAGUGUCUGCUUCACAAGUGGCCUUUUAUUGUAACUUUAAUGUUAAAAUGCCUUACUGCUCCACCCUAGAAAUUUGAUGUCUAUUUUUUACUCUUUACAUUGUAUGACUACUCAGGUGUUAAUUCAGUGUGGCUUUGUGGCACAAGGCAGUAAAACUGCCUUGUGCCAAAG
Anarrhichthys ocellatus (wolf-eel) is the source of this 1196-nucleotide messenger RNA. RefSeq names its product cryptochrome-1-like. Gene Ontology annotation, molecular function: deoxyribodipyrimidine photo-lyase activity; DNA binding; FAD binding. Gene Ontology annotation, biological process: entrainment of circadian clock by photoperiod; circadian regulation of gene expression. Bases 115 to 720 code for a protein of 201 amino acids. NCBI's taxonomy places the organism in Eukaryota, Metazoa, Chordata, Actinopteri, Perciformes, Anarhichadidae. Gene Ontology annotation, cellular component: cytoplasm; nucleus. The record is from RefSeq and is a predicted model, not a curated record. The transcript has 4 exons.